Molecule: messenger RNA, 2187 nt
Organism: Ziziphus jujuba (common jujube)
Lineage: Eukaryota; Viridiplantae; Streptophyta; Magnoliopsida; Rosales; Rhamnaceae
Product: glutamate--glyoxylate aminotransferase 2
Exons: 14
Coding region: 410-1855 (481 amino acids)
Biological process (GO): photorespiration; biosynthetic process
Molecular function (GO): L-alanine:2-oxoglutarate transaminase activity; L-alanine:glyoxylate transaminase activity; pyridoxal phosphate binding
Source: RefSeq, a predicted model, not a curated record
GUCCCGUUAUCGACCAAGAACUCGUAGUUUGAAGCUGAACCACACCUCUUGCAUGAGAUUUAUCCUUUUGGAUUCAUUUGUGAAACUCCAAAUAAUCCAGUUAUAAUUUUUCAGUGGCUCUGGUGCUGCCAAUGCGUCAGCGUAAUGCCACAUUAACAUUAAUAUUUCAAUAAGGCUUUCGAUUUAUGUCAGACUAAAAACACUUUAAAAGGCCAACAUUCCCAAGUUUCCUACCUUUUGCGUGUGAGCGUUUUUCUCUGCUAAGAACUACGCUAAGGAGUCCCACGACUCAGGCUUCUUCUGAUCGGGGAGACUAGGCGAAGUUUGCAGGUUAGAAAGUGCAAUUGUAGCUUUCCUGUUUUACCUGUAGUUUGUGUUGGGUAACGCCUGUAAGAAAUUAUUUGCCAACAUGCCACCAAAGGGGUUAGACUAUGAAUUAUUGAAUGAAAACGUGAAGAAGGUUCAAUAUGCUGUUAGAGGUGAGCUGUAUCUUCGAGCUUCUGAGCUCCAGAAGGAAGGAAAAAAGAUUAUCUUCACAAAUGUUGGGAACCCUCAUGCUCUAGGGCAGAAGCCACUGACCUUCCCUCGACAGGUGGUUGCCCUAUGCCAAGCUCCAUUUCUAUUAGAUGAUCCUAAUGUAGGACUCCUUUUCCCUGCUGAUGCUAUUGCAAGAGCUAAACACUAUCUUUCACUAACUUCCGGUGGUCUAGGUGCAUAUAGUGAUUCCCGAGGUGUUCCUGGAAUCAGAAAGGAAGUUGCAGAGUUCAUUGAGAGGCGUGAUGGGUAUCCAAGUGACCCAGAACUCAUAUUUCUCACAGAUGGUGCCAGCAAAGGUGUGAUGCAGAUGUUAAAUACUAUCAUUCGCGAUGCAGGGGAUGGGAUUUUGGUUCCAGUCCCACAGUACCCGCUUUAUUCAGCUGCAAUAUCACUAUUUGGUGGUUCUCUUGUUCCAUAUUAUCUAGAGGAGACAGCGAAUUGGGGUCUUGACGUUAAUGACCUUCGCCAGUCUGUUGCACAGGCUCGCUACAAAGGAAUAACUGUGAGAGCAAUGGUGAUCAUAAACCCUGGCAACCCUACUGGUCAAUGUCUUAGUGAAGGCAAUUUAAGAGAAAUCAUAAAAUUCUGUUACGAAGAAAACCUAGUAUUGCUUGGAGAUGAGGUUUAUCAGCAGAAUAUAUACCAGGAUGAGCGCCCAUUUAUAAGUGCAAGAAAGGUUUUAUUGGAUAUGGGGCCACCUUUAAGCAACGAAGUCCAGCUUGUAUCUUUCCACACUGUAUCCAAAGGAUAUUGGGGUGAAUGUGGACAGCGAGGUGGAUAUUUUGAGAUGACUAACAUUCCUCCACAGACAGUUGAUGAGAUCUAUAAGGUUGCUUCGAUAUCGCUGAGUCCAAAUGUUCCUGCACAAAUAUUUAUGGGGCUGAUGGUCAACCCUCUUAAACCUGGAGAUAUUUCAUAUGACCAGUUUGUUAGAGAAAGCAAAGGGAUCCUUGAAUCACUGAGGAGAAGAGCUAGAAUAAUGACUGACGGAUUUAACAGCUGCAGAAAUGUAGUUUGUAACUUCACCGAAGGUGCCAUGUAUUCAUUCCCUCAAAUCCGCUUGCCACCGAAAGCCAUAGAGGCUGCUAAAAAUGCUGGAAAAGUUCCAGAUGUUUUCUACUGUCUCAAGCUUUUGGAAGCCACCGGCAUUUCCACAGUCCCUGGUUCAGGAUUUGGGCAGAAAGAAGGGGUGUUCCAUUUGAGGACAACCAUCUUACCAGCUGAGGAAGACAUGCCCGAAAUCAUGUCCAGUUUCAAGAAGUUCAACGACGAUUUCAUGGAGCAGUAUGAAGACCAUAGGGGUUAUUCAAGGAUGUGAGAAUCCCUUUAAAUAAACUUGUAUUAUAUAUCCACCCAUUUCUAGCUCUUCAAUUAAACUUCUCAAAACUGUCUUUUUAUUUUUUUUCCUUAAUUUUCCUUUUUAUUUUUGGUCUUUUCUUCCUUUUCUGCUUAUUGUAUAAACUUCAUUCUGUCGAAGAAUAUGUUUUUCACAUUAAUGUCCUAUAGAUUAGGUAUAUCUCAUCUCGGGCCUCUAUUGUGAAUCGUAGAGGUGGUGCAAACUUUAUUAAGAUAUCUAACUCUGGGUUGGAUGUGAAAUCCAUAACUAUAGUUUAAUGGUAUUUGAAAUUGCUACCUUAUGUUUAGUUUUUA